AUGGUUGGGUUCAAAGGAAGGUACUACUACACUAGGCUGCAGAUUUUCGCACAGCUUCCUGGAAUCUUGGAAGAGCAUAGAUGAUAGAGAGAGACGGAAACUGUAUGUAAAGAUCCGAGAUAAGAAAACUAUUAAAAUCGUUUUAGUACACAAAAGCCAGUGGUACUGGUAUCUAUUGUAACUGGUGAUACUAUACCUAAUGACCUAAAACCUGACAAGAUGACUUUAGAAGAAGAAGAACCUAUUAUACCACCCAAACAAAAUAUACCAUGGUACAAAGAAGUAAAAUGUUACAGUGUGUAUGUAUUACUGAUAUUAUUACUGACAUACCUACUCAAUCAACUAGAUCGUUAUAUGUUAGCUAUAACAGUUAAACCUAUGGCACAGGAAAUUCAUUUUGGAGAUCUGGGCUGCAUGGUGAACGAGACAUAUCCAUCAGAUGUUACCAAAGGAGCAAGUUGUAAAGCUAAUACUACUGAAAAUUGUGCUCUUAUCACUAAUAAUGGUAGUAUAGAACAUGUAUGUAAAUGGGAUUAUUUGGGAUCAGGUUUCCAGUAUCAACUUGUAGCAGGACCAAUAUUCAUUGUUAUUUAUACAUUUAUGGGAAUAUUUAUUGGAUUUUUAGCAGACAGAUAUAACCGUAAAGUGUUGUUGGCGAUAUGUCUCAUGUUUUGGUCAGCCAUGACACUUCUGACUGGUUUUAUUGGUGACUAUUGGCAGUUGGUAGUCUUACGACUUGGACUUGGAGCUGGAGAAGCUGGUUGUACACCAUUUGCUGCAUCUAUCAUAUCCGAUUAUUUUUCUGAGAAUUUACGUGGAUCAGCUUUAGGUAUUUAUAACUGGGGUAUAUAUACUGGAUAUAGUAUGUCAUAUGCUAUAGGUAACUUUAUUACCUUAGCCAACAUUAAUAAUCAGGGAUGGCGAUGGACAUUUUAUAUAGCUGGUAUUCCUGGCUUAGUGCUUGGUAUUGUAAUGUUAAUAACUGUAAAAGAACCAGUUCGAGGUAACAUGCGAGCUACAGCAUCAGAUAAACAGACAGCUGUCACAGAAAAUGUAUCGACUGGUACUAAAAUAUUAAAUGUAGCUAGACCCUUCUUCAGACCAUCAUUAUUGUUAUUAUGUAUAGCUGGUUCAGUCAGAAAUUCAGGGGGUUAUGUAUGGGCCUAUAAUACACAACCAUAUUUUAAUGCGUUGGGUACUUCUCUGGGUAAAACUAGUGAUGAAACAAGUGAAAUGGUAGGAUCCUAUAUGUCCUGGAUACCGCUAGUAGGAGGUAGUAUAGGUGUAUUUGUUGGUGGUUUUAUAUCAGAUAGAGUUGUUAAAAAGAGAGGACUAUAUGCACGUAUAAUAGUAUUAGUUGCCAGUCAGGUUUUAGCUGCUCCUUUUGCAGCUGGUACAUUAUAUUUUAAUCCACCAUGGGCCUUUAUUUGUCAAAUACCUACUUAUAUCAUAGGUGAAAUGUGGGUUGGAGUCACAUUAGCAGUAGUUAUUGAAUUAGUACCUAUCAAUGCUCGAACAACAGCUGUAGCAGUUUAUCUAUUUAUUAUUAGUAAUGUGGGAGGAAAUGUGCCAUUAAUAGUACCACCAUUAAAACAAGCAUUUUCUGAUCUUGGUUAUAGUAGUAUCGCUUCACUUCGAGCUGCGUUAUAUAUAUUAUAUCCAGGUACAUAUGUAGGUGGCUCAGCUUUAUUUUUACUAACUAUGUUUGUUGUCAAGUGGGAUCAGGAAAAUGCCCAGAAAUAUAACGCCAUGGAUCAAACAGAUCCUGCUUUUAUGGACAAGGUGGCCUAGAUGUAACUUUGGCAUGAUUACGGUUCUUAUGAACUGAAGUUCUACAUAUGUAACAAUUUAUGAAACAGGAACUGAUUUCAUACAUUGUAAACGUGUUCUUUAGCAAUCCUCUUUAAAUAAAAGUGUUAGCUUCCACCAAUUUGAGUACAAUCCACAUGAAACUGGGCAUCCUUGUUCUUUGGACAAUAGUGAACUGACUGAAGGAAGUCAAUAUUCCAAGAUAGCUGGUUCCUGGUUCAUAGAAUGCUCGUAUUUACUUAGAAUGACACGACAGAUGGACAUGCUAAUGGGUGUAUAAAAAUAUCAAACCUUGAUGGGAACUUUCUCCAGCCAGCCAUUCAUCUAAUAAAGUUGAUGCUGCUUCAUUUACCAAAUUAGGAUAUCUGGUGAGAAAAACACAUACAUCGAUUACUAAAACACAGUCCCUUGUAACAUGCUUAAAACAAUUAUUUUUAUUAUUUCUAUUUGUAUAACAACUAUUCUUACCGUUUUUUCAACAAGUUCUGUAACAAGAAGUUUCCUCUGUUAGUACUAAUAUUUGGUGGAUAUCCUGGUGUAACACUG
Molecule: messenger RNA, 2355 nt
Organism: Patella vulgata (common limpet)
Lineage: Eukaryota; Metazoa; Mollusca; Gastropoda; Patellidae
Product: protein spinster homolog 1
Exons: 12
Coding region: 220-1791 (523 amino acids)
Biological process (GO): transmembrane transport
Cellular component (GO): membrane
Molecular function (GO): transmembrane transporter activity
Source: RefSeq, a predicted model, not a curated record